AUGUCUGACCAGCGACGUGGUCGUCGCCCCGACACCCGCCGCGACUGGGACGCUCCCCCCGACCGACGCGACGACGCAGCGCCGACCCGCGGCGGCCGACGCAGCAACUACCGAUCUCGGUCGCGCGACCGCCGUCACCACGGCGACAACAGCAGAGGAGCAGCCGCGGCGAGCCACGAGGAUCGCUCCCGCUCGCCGGAGCGUCGCUCGAACCAGCAGCACCACAGCCAUCGCGGGUACAGCGAGCGAGGAGGUGGAGGCCGCGGCGGUGGACGAGGGGGUCGUGAUAGACGGGAUGGAGAUUACAAGCCCCGGCGGUACGACGAGCAUCGUCGUCGGCGAGAUUACUACGAUGACGGCGGAGACGACGACGAUGACCGUGACUACGACUUUGACCGCAGAGGAGCCCGUGACCGCCGCAGCCCGCCACGCCCGCGCGGCCGUUCCGAAGACCGCAUGGACACUGAUCCCAAACCCCCUACCACCUCCAAAAACACCAAACCCACCACAGCGGCGGCAGCAGCAGCAGUGCCCGUGACGGCAGAGGGCGGCGGCGGCGACGACGACGACGACGAAAUGUCAGCCAUGCAGGCCAUGAUGGGCUUUGGCGGCUUCGGCACCACCAAGAACAAGCACGUCGCCGGCAACAACGCCGGCGCCGUGCGCAAGGAGAAAAAGACCGAGUAUCGGCAGUACAUGAACCGUUUGGGCGGCUUCAACCGUGCUCUGAGUCCGACGCGGGAUUAG
Molecule: messenger RNA, 747 nt
Organism: Beauveria bassiana ARSEF 2860
Lineage: Eukaryota; Fungi; Ascomycota; Sordariomycetes; Hypocreales; Cordycipitaceae
Product: U4/U6.U5 tri-snRNP-associated protein
Exons: 2
Coding region: 1-747 (248 amino acids)
Biological process (GO): RNA splicing
Cellular component (GO): precatalytic spliceosome
Source: RefSeq, a predicted model, not a curated record